AACUGGGAAGGGUACCAUGUGAGAUUGGGGUAGAGAGAGGGAGAAAGACAGAAGGAAAGAAAGAAACAGAGAGAGAGAGAGAGGGGCUUCAGAAACGGGAAAGUAUAUGUAUAUCAAGGGCUUUCAAGGAAGAAGGCCCUUUUUGCAGGAGAGAAAUUGAUGGCCACACUCUCUCUCUCCUCUUAUCUUCUCUCUUGAUUUAUUUAUUCUUUUCUUUCCAAAAAAGAAUUGCAGAAAAACGCCGACUUUCGUCUCCGGUGACGGUGCCACCGCUCAACCGCAGCUUUUGCCUAAUUUAAUUUCCCUUUUUGUUCUUAAUUACGGAUUAGCGGCAAAUUAAUGGAGUUUGAGGAUCAAGAAGAGCACGAGGAAGAGAUUGGGUUGCCGACCAGUUACGACUCCUUUGGAAACUCGACCAGAGUCAAAAUGGCCACUUCUGGAGGCGAGGGUUCUCCUGCCCCCAGAAAGCCCAGGUACAGGGAGUGCCUGAAGAACCAUGCCGUCAGCAUCGGAGGGCACGCCGUCGAUGGCUGCGGAGAGUUCAUGGCGGCAGGAGCUGAAGGCACCCUGGACGCGCUGAAAUGCGCGGCCUGCAACUGCCACCGCAACUUCCACCGCAAAGAGAUGGAAGGCGGUGGGGAAGGCUUCCACCAUCACCACCACCCCCACCAGCCGCAAUUUUCGCCCUACUAUAGGACGCCGGCGGGGUACCUGCACGUCGCAGCUCACCAUAGGCCAUUGGCUCUGCCGUCGACAUCGGGUGGAGGCGGAACCCAUAGCCGGGAUGACCAAGAGGACGUGUCCAACCCUAGCGGAGCUGGGUCAUCAAAGAAGAGGUUCAGGACCAAGUUCACGCAGGAGCAAAAGGAUAAGAUGUUCGGUUUGGCAGAGAGUUUGGGGUGGAGGAUUCAGAAGCAUGACGAGGCAGUGGUGCAGCAGUUCUGUAGCGAAACGGGCGUGAAACGUCAUGUGCUCAAGGUUUGGAUGCACAACAACAAGCACACCCUGGGCUUGCCUACAAGACAUACCCUUCAAGAUGCUUUGCUUGUUCCGGGCGAGCCCAGUAGCAGUUAAAGCUGCACACUGGAAAUGUGGUCCACCUACAAGGGCAUCUUGGUCAAAGAUAAGCCAGAUCAAACAGUUGUAAUCAUCCAAUUCCUCUUCUACCUAUAUAUCCAAAUUGAUCCACUGUCUCUAUUUUAUCUUUUGGUCAUUUAAAGAAAUCCCAACUGUGGGAUUUCAGUCUGAGAGUAAUUGAAAGACGAUUUGUGAAAUAUUAUGCACUAGGUAAGGCGGUUUUCUUCUCAAA
Vitis vinifera (wine grape) is the source of this 1309-nucleotide messenger RNA. Its product is annotated as zinc-finger homeodomain protein 2. Lineage: Eukaryota; Viridiplantae; Streptophyta; Magnoliopsida; Vitales; Vitaceae. Gene Ontology annotation, biological process: regulation of DNA-templated transcription; regulation of developmental process. The record is from RefSeq and is a predicted model, not a curated record. Gene Ontology annotation, cellular component: nucleus. Bases 340 to 1074 code for a protein of 244 amino acids. The transcript has 2 exons. Gene Ontology annotation, molecular function: transcription cis-regulatory region binding; DNA-binding transcription factor activity.